CAAAGGAAAACUCAGGCGGCAUUUAAUCGAAUGAAUUUAAAUUAAAUGCUCGAAGAAACGGCUGUGAGAAGAAAUCGUAAAGCUAGAAUAUCGCAAUAAGAACGAAUCCAAUACAAAUUGGAACAUUCUCGGCAAUUGGGAAAGUUACUUUCAUAACUGAGCCAAAGUCAGUAUUAGCCAGGCCAGGCCAGGUAUAUACUGCGGCGCAUGCGUAACUAAAAAAUUCUUUCGCCAAGUGACACAAUUUCACAAAACUCACAAAUCCACAAAUUCACAUAUUUUACGCUAUUGUGUUAAAUUAAACGAUUCGGAAAAAAACGUCUACACAAACUUCUAUACAAAAUAGAAGUAAUAUUCCCAAAAAAGAUAAAAGUUGAAAGCUGAAAGCUGAAAGCUGAAUUUUUUGUUUACACAUUCGAACGCCCGCAGCAUGUUUUGGCGGUUCACCAGCAUUUUGGCACUCGCACUACUGUUGGGCGUUGUGCCAGCACAAUUGGACGCCUUCGUCACACAAUCAACAGGUUGUCACCACAACGGCACUUGGUACGCUGAUAAAUCGCUUGUUCCCACCACGGAAAAAUGUCUUAACUGUCAGUGUAACAAAAAAACGUUGACGUGCCGUUUGAAAGUGUGCCCCGAAAUGCCAAUGCCACCACCCAGAGGAUGUGUUGUUGUACAGAAGAAGAAUACCUGUUGUCCGUAUCUAUCGUGCGCACGUUUGGAUGCUUUUUACAAUAUACCCAAUACACGCCGCAUAAUCGCAUAUCUGAAUCAUUAUGAGCGGGAGUCAAUAGAUCGAGUUGUCAACGAGAAUGUAUUGCAACGUCGUUCGGAUGACUCAGAAGUGGACUUAUAUGUUUGUGUAAAAAAUGGCACCGUCUAUAAGUCUGGAUCUGCGAUGUCGUCGUCUAAUUUGUGUACCUACUGCUAUUGCAUCGGUGGCACUGAAAAGUGCGUCAAACCCAAAUGCAUGCUACCUGUCGAAGGUUGUAAGCCUAUAUUUGUUGAUUCAACUUGUUGUCCCGUACGUUACGAUUGUAGCACAAAGACAUUUGGAAAAUCCUCACAAGAAGUAAAUUAUCGCAAAACAUCGAACAAACAUUUCCUACGAAUGUCACAACGACUCCAAAGAAAUCGUGGUUGUACUGUAAACAAGCAAUUUUAUGCAGAAGGACAGAAAAUGAAAUCCGAUCCCGACAAGCCAUGUGAUAUUUGUUUCUGCAUACGUGGCAAUAGACGUUGCGCCCCAAAGAAAUGCUCACCGGCACUAAAAAAUUGCAUACCAGUUGUACCGAAAGGGCAAUGUUGUCCCUCCAGUUACGACUGUGGUAGUCAAAGAGACUAUAGACGUGCACAAAACUCUCGGCAAUUCAAUUUUCUUUCUCUUUUAUUUGGUAAAGAUGAAGGCAUCGAAUCGAAUUCCACAGAAAUCGCAGUGCAGUAUCCACAUGACAGACAACCACCAGAAAUAAACGAAAAUAAUGUACCUAUCGUAAGCACUACAAGUGAGAGAAGUAUUUUUGACACAAUAAGAGAAGGUUUGGAAUUCAUUGAUGGAAAUAAUAAUCAAAUGCUAACUGACAAUAUUGAUCUAUUGGGCAUACAAACUGCGAUGUCGUCACCAAAAAUAGAAACAAGCACACCCUCGUCAACAAGUUUUAGUUCUACAACAGAAGUAAGCUUUUUAGACUUACUUUUAGGGCCUACUGAUGAUUUAAACGGUGUUGUUAACAAUUUAGAUGCCGCUAUGCCACAGUUGAAAACUACUACAAAAUAUCCGGGUUUAUCAUGGGUUGAUUUAUUGCUUGGUUCCGACGAAGAUGAUAAUAAGAAUAAUUUAGGGACAACAAAUACUGAUACAAUGGAUGCAACAGAAGCCACAACCUUUUUCCAUUCGAAAGAGGAUACAACUAAUAUUGACCGAAUGGAUGAAGAUUUCGAUGAUUUUUCUGGUAGUGGGGAGUUGCUUAUAACAGAUAUACCUGUAACGACAGAGUCAAUUGAAAAAUUCAGCACCGUCGCUGAAACGAAUUUAGUUAAAACUUCUACAGAAGCGAUUAAGCUGUUUGAAAAGAAUGUUGCAGAUAAUAUAGUGCUGAGAACAGAAGAAAGCACUACAGAAUUACCGAAAAUAAAACCACAAGCAGUGAAAAUCUCGAUUACUCCUGAGCCGAAAGACUUCUCGCAUCCUGUCGAAAAAAGACAUUGUGAAUUUUAUAAGGUUAGAUAUGGCUUCUUGCCACCAAAUGAAGUUAAAGAUUGUAAUGGCGAGAAAAAAAUCGAAAAGGUAGAAUCGAAUAAAGAAAAAGAGGAACAAGAGUUCAAAAAUCAAGUUGCUGCUACUUUAGGUAUUGCCGAUCUGCAUUAUAGCAAGAAUACCGCACAACAAAGAGUAUGGGCACCGUUUGCUCCAAUGGGUCUUUUAACAAAAAGAGACUUUGUGCCACCACAGGAAGAAAAGUCUCCGGCAGAAGAAGCAGAAUAUCAACGAAUUCAAGAUUGUAUGCUACAAAUGUAUAAGAAUAGGCAUAAGGCGCUAGAAGUGAAAGAACGCGUAUUACCAAAAUAUAUUACCUCAUAUCAAGUUGAUUAUGGUCCUGCGAAAAUUAUCAUUCCAUGUGAUAAGAAAAAUGUGAAAAAGGCUGUAGUUUUGAGUAAAAGACAAAGAGCUUUAAAUGAUCUAAUUGAAAAACAGAAGAAAGUUUUUAAUUUUAAUGAAUCCGGCUAUGAGCCAUUUAAUUUGGCUUUCGUUGAUAGUUCCGGAUUCGGUCCUUAUACUGGGAGCACAUAUUGGGGUUACAAAAAGUUUUCGAAGGAUCCUAUAAUAAAUCUUAGAAGAAGCCCCACUGGAUAUCCUAAUCUGUAUUCAGGCGGAGCCGGUGGAGGUUCAAUUCCUAAAAUUCAAUUACAAGACGAAUACGGAAGAAUUGGCCCAUGUCCGGAGGAAGUCAAUGAAUUACCAUGUCCACCCAAAAAUCGAUCAUUUCAAUCACCAUGCCCAGCACAAGCUUCGUCAAAUUUGUUACAAGUUCCAUCAAUUCGACCGCCACGUCGCCCACAAAGUUCUUCUCGUCGAUCACCACGUCCAAUUCAAAGUUCACCGAACGUUUCGCCAUGUCCAGCACAAGGUUCAACACAAACAGUAAGUUCAUGA
Molecule: messenger RNA, 3154 nt
Organism: Teleopsis dalmanni
Lineage: Eukaryota; Metazoa; Arthropoda; Insecta; Diptera; Diopsidae
Exons: 15
Coding region: 431-3154 (907 amino acids)
Molecular function (GO): protein binding
Source: RefSeq, a predicted model, not a curated record